AUGGCGAACGAAAGACAAUUCAACACGCUCUUUACCAUCCACGCAUGUCAAGCGGCCUUUAUACACGAUCCGGCCAAUGCGCAGUUUCGCGUAUCCGAAGAUGUAUAUGAUGUACGCGAAAGUCCAUCGCCAGGCGCGGACUCCAGAGAAUGCACACCGUUGUCACCCACCCUGCAGGAGUCUCAUCUUUGCAUCACUACAGAUUUUCUACCUCGUGAUCCCCAAGCUGGGUUUGUCUUCGGGAGCAACCCGGACAGCUGCGACAUCAUACUCGCCCGAAGGUCAGAUCAAGGAAUCAGUAAGAGACAGUUUGCAAUUUUCUUCAUAUGGGAACAUCGGGCCAUUAUCCUAAAAAAUCUCGCUGGGAGGGGCACCAAGUUGACGGUGCGCUCACUGGAUCCUCCAUGUACAGAGCGUGUCAAGUCACAAAGACACUUGCCUGAGGGGUUUGAGCACACAGUCUCGCUUCCCUGGUGUGAGCUGAAGAUCACGGUACCGAGGCAUGAAAAUGACCGAGAGAGAUUUUCUGCACACUGGCUGGCGUUUCAAGAGGCCAGCACUGGGCACGUCCCAGGACUUGAUCUUGCGGAGCUCAGCUCCAUUGCGCCAACAAGCGUCUGUUCGUCUUCUACAUGUACUUAUCAAGUCGGCGCAACGCUGGGAGAGGGUGCAGCCACGUUCCUUGCUGCCGACGAGGGGAAGAAGGUGUAUGCCGUGAAGGCCUUCUCGCGUCCUAGCACAGAUUGCGGAGUGGUCAAGCUGUUGCGGGUGGCCUCUAACCAUAAAUACCUUGUUCGCAUCCACGAUGUGCUCUACGACACGCCAUACUCUCUCGUGAUGGACCUCGUAUGGGGCUGCAACCUAGAGGAGUCCACCAAGGCCAAACCCAUUAACGCCCCCGACGCGCAACUCUGCUUGAAGCAGCUCCUCCUCGCGGCCGAAACCUUACACUCCGCUGGUUUAGUCCAUCGAGAUAUUAGGCCUACCAAUAUUAUGGUUGCCUGCCGGGAGCCCAUCCAUAUCAAGUUGGCAGGCUUCGGGCGAGCGGCUUACAGUAGUGCGCGAAGGAGUCGUGGUGGCUACACACCAUACUCCCUGCCCAAGUCCGAGGAGGCCAGUUCCGCAGGGAUUGGUGGUGUGGACAUCUGGGCCAUCGGCAUCAUAGGUCUGGAAUGUCUAGGGGGAUACUGCCCGGGUACCGUCGUGCGCAACUACGUGGCGCGUCUGGCUAAACGAGGCACCUCAGCAUUCGAGUCUUUUGUAUGCACUCUAUUGCUCAAGAUGCCCUCCGCCACAGAUUGCCUGAGCCACGAAUUUUUCGCGAUACAGGUCGGACGUGCAUUUCCUAUCAGGGGACAGUUCUGGAGCAAAGAAGAGCCGAUCCCAAUUCGCCAAAGACCCAGCGGCAGGAUCUCCGUCCCCAAACCGCCCAGGAAGCAGAUUAUAGCUCCCGCAACGCUGCGACUGGAUGGCCAGACGGCUCUGGAGGUGCAACACACAUUAGUGCCAAGUGACAGUGUCAACAUCGAUCAUGCUGUAGGAAGCGAGGUUGCGAAUCCCAGAUUGAGCAAAAGAUGCAGGGCAGAUUCGAGCUUCGAGCGACCACCAGUACAAACUCAACAAUGGUGCGAUGGCUCGGGCAGGAGAAUCAACGGGUCGGCGAAGCGGCUGCGCGAGCAUGAUUCAGGCAAAGCCAGCGCUGACGGAGCCUGCAAACGUCCUUGUGUAGAGAAAGCACCAGAUCAGCCGGUAGAAGCCGCUCUUUUCAAGUCUGGAGGCAUGUGGACUCUGUCGAUUGGCCCAAGUCGCAUGCCCAUGUCUAUAUCUGACUACUACGUCGAGUGCCUCGCGAUAUGCAAUUUUGCCGCCCUAGAUAACGAUUCGAAAGCAUUAAAGUUGCAAACACUCGAUAAUGUGCGGCGCAGGCGAAUGAUGGGCGAGGAAGAAUAUUGGGUGCCGCUUCAACAAGCUGUCGGAUUUUGCAAGGAUCUAGGUGUGCUUGAGUCUCUAUGGCCACUUUUCAUGUUGGCACCUCACGAUGUGCAAAGAGGAGCGUGUCUCUUGGUCGAGCCUCGUAGUGGCGACUGA
This is a messenger RNA of Pestalotiopsis fici W106-1, 2088 nucleotides long. RefSeq lists its product as uncharacterized. The transcript has 2 exons. Gene Ontology annotation, biological process: mitotic DNA damage checkpoint signaling; protein phosphorylation. Gene Ontology annotation, cellular component: cytoplasm; nucleus. The record is from RefSeq and is a predicted model, not a curated record. The coding region runs from base 1 to 2088 and encodes 695 amino acids. NCBI's taxonomy places the organism in Eukaryota, Fungi, Ascomycota, Sordariomycetes, Amphisphaeriales, Sporocadaceae. Gene Ontology annotation, molecular function: protein serine/threonine kinase activity; DNA binding; ATP binding.